Lagenorhynchus albirostris (white-beaked dolphin) is the source of this 1743-nucleotide messenger RNA. RefSeq names its product XK related 7 (gene XKR7). The record is from RefSeq and is a predicted model, not a curated record. Gene Ontology annotation, biological process: phosphatidylserine exposure on apoptotic cell surface; apoptotic process involved in development; engulfment of apoptotic cell. Lineage: Eukaryota; Metazoa; Chordata; Mammalia; Artiodactyla; Delphinidae. The transcript is spliced from 3 exons. Gene Ontology annotation, cellular component: plasma membrane. Bases 1 to 1743 code for a protein of 580 amino acids.
AUGGCCGCGAAGUCGGAUGGAGCGGUGGCCGCGGCCGGCCCGGGGCCGGAGGGGGCGGCCGGAGGAGCUCGGGGCGGUGCGGGUGGGCGCGGGGAGGCGGCGGCGGCAGCCGGGGACCCCGGGGUAACCGGGGCGGGAGGCCCGGGGCCGCGCUACGAGCUGCGGGACUGCUGCUGGGUGCUGUGCGCGCUGCUCGUGUUCUUCUCCGACGGCGCCACGGACCUGUGGCUGGCGGCCUCCUACUACCUGCAGGGUCACCGCACCUACUUCGGCCUCACGUUGCUGUUUGUGAUCCUGCCCUCGCUUGUUGUACAACUGCUCAGCUUCCGCUGGUUCGUCUACGACUACACGGAGACCGCUGGGGCCCCGGGACCCGCAAUGAGCACCAAGGACAGCGGCACCGGCGGACCGGUCAUCAGCACCAAGGACAGCGCCGUCACCUUCCGUACCAAAGAAGGCAGCCCCGAUCUGGGCCCCCGACCUGAGCCCUCCUCGGCCAGCGCCUACCGCCGCCGCUGCCGCCGCCUCUGCGUCUGGCUACUGCAGACCCUCGUCCACCUCCUGCAGCUCGGCCAGGUCUGGAGGUACCUGCGCGCCAUGUACCUAGGGCUGCAGAGCCGCUGGCGCGGGGAGCGGCUGCGGCGCCACUUCUACUGGAGGAUGCUGUUCGAGAGCGCCGACGUGAGCAUGCUGCGCCUGCUGGAGACCUUCCUGCGCAGCGCGCCGCAGCUUGUGCUGCAGCUCAGCCUCCUGGUGCACCGCGGCGGCGCGCCCGACCUGCUGCCCGCCCUCUCCACCUCCGCCUCACUCGUGUCCCUGGCCUGGACCCUGGCCUCCUACCAGAAGGUGCUGCGGGACUCACGGGACGACAAGCGGCCGCUGUCCUACAAGGGCGCCGUGGCGCAGGUGCUGUGGCACCUGUUUGCCAUCGCGGCCCGCAGCCUGGCCUUCGCGCUCUUCGCCAGCGUUUACAAGCUCUACUUUGGCAUUUUCAUUGUGGCGCACUGGUGCGUCAUGACCUUCUGGGUCAUCCAGGGCGAGACGGACUUCUGCAUGUCCAAGUGGGAAGAGAUCAUCUACAACAUGGUGGUGGGCAUCAUCUACAUCUUCUGCUGGUUCAACGUCAAGGAGGGCCGCAGCCGCCGCCGCAUGACCCUCUACUACUGCAUCGUCCUGCUCGAGAACGCCGUGCUCACCGGCUUCUGGUACUCCAGCCGCAACUUCUCCACUGACUUCCACUCACUUAUUCUGGUCUGCGUCGUGGCCUCCAGCUUCGCACUGGGCAUAUUCUUCAUGUGUGUCUACUACUGCCUCCUGCACCCUAACGGGCCCCUGCUGGGUCCCCAGAUGCCUGGCUGCAUCUGCCCUGAGGCCCCAGGGCCCUGUGGCCCACCAGCCGAUGCUGUCACAAGUCCCCCGAGGUCCCUGCCCAGGACUACAGGCGCUGAGCGGGAUGGGGCCUCCGCGGGAGGCGAGCGUGCGGGGACCCCCACACCACCUGUCUUCCAGGUGCGACCUGGCUUGCCUCCCACGCCUGUGCCCCGCACCUUGCGGACAGAGGGGCCUGUCAUUCGGAUUGACCUGCCUCGUAAGAAGUACCCUGCCUGGGACGCUCAUUUUAUCGACCGCCGGCUCCGGAAGACCAUUCUGGCGCUGGAAUACUCCUCGCCUACGACACCCCGCUUGCAGUACCGGAGCAUCGGGAUCCCCCAGGAGCUGCUGGAGUAUGAGACCUCGGUGUAG